AUGCCUUCCGACAAGAUCCCAGCUCUCAACGGAAAAGACGCUCGCACGUUCUGGUUUCGCGAUGCAGUCGUCUACCAGAUCUGGCCAGCUUCGUACAAAGACAGCAACAACGAUGGCGUUGGCGACAUUCCAGGCAUUAUCUCGACUCUCGACUACGUCAAGUCGCUCGGGGUCAAUACCAUCUGGCUAUCCCCCAUGUACGACUCGCCUCAGGUUGAUAUGGGCUACGACAUCUCGGACUACCAAAACGUCUAUCCACCCUACGGUACGUUGCAGGACAUGGAAGAGCUGAUCCGCGAAUGCCACGCGCGCGGCAUCAAGCUCAUCCUGGAUCUCGUCAUCAACCACACCUCGGACCAGCAUGCUUGGUUUCAAGAAUCGAAAAGCAGCAAGGGCAAUCCGAAACGAGAUUGGUACAUCUGGCGGCCCGCCAAGUACGAUGCUACCACAGGCGAGCGAAGUCCGCCCAACAAUUGGAGGGGUGCGUUGAAUCAAUCCGCCUGGACGUGGGAUGAGGCGACGCAAGAGUACUACCUGCACCUCUUCACGCCACAGCAGCCGGAUCUCAACUGGACCAAUGCAGAGUGUAGACACACGCUAUACAGCGACACGAUCGAGUUCUGGCUCAAGAAGGGCAUCGACGGGUUCAGAGUGGACACCGUGAAUCUGUACAGCAAGCCGAUGGACUUCCCGGAUGCGCCCAUCACUGACCCCUUCGCUGAAUGGCAGAUCGGCGACGAUGUGUUCUGCAACGGUCCAAGGAUGCACGAGUAUUUGCAAGAGAUGGGUGCCAUUUUUGCCCGCUACGAUGCAAUGACCGUUGGGGAACUGCCAGCUACACCCGAUAUCCAGGACGUUCUGCGGUACAUUUCGGCUGAACGCAACGAGCUGAGCCAGGUGUUUCAGUUUGACAUUUCCAUACUGGGCAGGGACGACAAUGAUUUCUAUUUCACGCACGAGUUCUCGCUGAAGGAGUUGAAGGAGGUGGUGGAGAAGUGGCAGCGGUUCGUCGAGGGAACGGAUGCGUGGCCGACGGUGUUUUUGGAGAAUCACGACCUGCCGAGGGCCAUCAACAAGUAUGCCUCGGCCAAGCCAGAGCAUAUCACAGCGAGCGGCAAGAUGCUUGCAUUGAUGGAGGUCGGGUUGACUGGCACGCUUUACCUAUAUCAAGGACAGGAGAUCGGCAUGACCAACAUCCCCACCACCUGGACACACGAGGAGUACAAGGAUGUGAUCGCGGUCAACUACUAUCGAGAUGCAGACCAGCGUUCCGGCGGCGACGCUCAGGUACUCAAAAAGACGCUCGAGGACAUCAACAAGCAGGGCAGGGACAGUGCGCGCACGCCGGUCCAGUGGAGCGAUGCACCGAAUGGCGGAUUCAGCGCCGACCCGAACACGGUACCGUGGAUGAAGACCAACGACAAUUACACGAGCAUCAACGUGGCUGCACAGGAAAAGGACCACCAGUCUGUUCUGGCGUUCUACCGCAAAGCGCUCGCGGUGAGGAAGAAGCACGCUUCGUUGCUUGGACGAGGAGAGUUCCGGCUUGUAGAGCGGGACGAUGAACAGCUGUUCAAAUACAUCAAUAUUGCAGAGGGCGGCAAAGACGGCGAUGCUGGUGAGAGGGCGUUUGUGGUGCUCAACUUUUCGGAUGCUCCACAACAGUAUACGGUACCAGAGGAGGCGGGAGGAAGCAAAGCAAAGAUAGUACUCGAGACGUUGCAGGAUGGUGAGCGAGGCAAGUUGAGAGCUUGGGAGGGUAGGAUGUACCUCUACAACGACCUCGAUGGAUGA
Molecule: messenger RNA, 1794 nt
Organism: Sporisorium graminicola
Lineage: Eukaryota; Fungi; Basidiomycota; Ustilaginomycetes; Ustilaginales; Ustilaginaceae
Exons: 1
Coding region: 1-1794 (597 amino acids)
Biological process (GO): oligosaccharide catabolic process
Molecular function (GO): alpha-amylase activity
Source: RefSeq, a predicted model, not a curated record